AUGCAAUUAUCCGUCCUGCUGCCGUUCACCUUCGCCUUUCUGGCAUCUGCUGCAAAGGGUGCUGAUCCAGUACCAGAUCCAUUUGCUCUUGUCUUCUCCCAUGAAAACUACAAAGGCAGCCAGACCUUGGUUGAUAACCAGUGUACUCCCCUCGAUUCUCUUUACAUUGGUUCCAUCUUUAUCCCAACAAUCAAGGAUCACACCAUUAAGUGCUUUUUUUAUAAUGACGAAGAUUGUAUUCAUGAUUCUGUGGUGAUCUCUUAUGCUAUCUCCGAGACGAGUAUCCCUACCAAGAUCUCAGAUCAGAUCAUGGCAGCCGAAUGCCUUUAUUUCUAG
Trichoderma harzianum CBS 226.95 is the source of this 336-nucleotide messenger RNA. RefSeq lists its product as hypothetical. Lineage: Eukaryota; Fungi; Ascomycota; Sordariomycetes; Hypocreales; Hypocreaceae. The record is from RefSeq and is a predicted model, not a curated record. The transcript is spliced from 4 exons. Bases 1 to 336 code for a protein of 111 amino acids.